Messenger RNA from Notothenia coriiceps (black rockcod), 4113 nucleotides. RefSeq names its product G-protein coupled receptor family C group 5 member C-like. Gene Ontology annotation, cellular component: extracellular exosome; intracellular membrane-bounded organelle; plasma membrane. Gene Ontology annotation, biological process: G protein-coupled receptor signaling pathway. The record is from RefSeq and is a predicted model, not a curated record. Bases 297 to 1484 code for a protein of 395 amino acids. Lineage: Eukaryota; Metazoa; Chordata; Actinopteri; Perciformes; Nototheniidae. The transcript has 4 exons. Gene Ontology annotation, molecular function: protein kinase activator activity; G protein-coupled receptor activity.
UAAUAACCUACCUUACAACUAUGCCGCUGACUGUGCCGGUGAGUUCAUUAUAACAUGGUUCAAUAACAAUUCAGAAGGAGUGGGCAGAUGGAGGACUGUCCAUGAUUCUUACCUGAAAGAAACGUGGAUCCAUGAAGUGAACAUUUAAACGCUACGAAAUUGGUUGUAACAUCUCCCAAGAGCCGUUAAAACACCCGAGGGGGAAAACUCUUUUUUUCGGGUUUGGUUAUUCUUACCUGCAGCUCGAGAGGAACUGCUCUCUGUCUUCAGUCCAGCACCUUUUGAACAUUAAAGCCAUGGAACCGACCAGUGCUCCAAAAGGAUGUGGCUCAAGUAUCAGCUCCAUAUAUUACAACCUGUGUGACCUGACCACAGUGUGGGGGGUCGUGGUGGAGGCUGUUGCUGCUGCUGGUAUAGUGACUUCUUUCAUUCUCUUGGUCAUCCUCAUGGCCACCAUACCGUUUGUGACAGACAAGAAGAGGAAGGGUAUGGUGGCUCUGCAGGCCGGCAUUCUAGUCUUCACUUUGGGACUCUUUGGACUCACUUUUGCCUUUAUUGUGGGUCAGUACUCCAUCAACUGUGCUGCACGGAGGUUUCUCUUUGGAGUGCUGUUUUCAGGCUGUCUAGCCUGCCUGGUGAUGCAUGGGUUAUGGCUCACCCUGUUGAAGCGUAGCGACAGGGGUCCCAGGAGCUGGAUGUUAUGCCUGGGAGCCCUGGGUCUGUGGAUGGUCGAGGUCAUCAUCAACACUGAGUGGCUUAUCAUCACUGUUUUGAGAAGCCCACCUGGACCUGGAGGUGUCAUGACCCCUGAUGUGUCCUGUAACAUUGCUAACAAGGACUUUGUGAGCGCACUUGUCUAUGUGAUGGUUCUGGUGAUAGCUGCGGUGCUGAUCGCCGUGCCCUCACUGACACACAAGCACAAGCAGUGGCGCCGAGACGGAGCCUUCAUCCUAGUCACCGGGAUCUUCACCUUGGCUAUCUGGGUAACUUGGAUUGUCAUGUACAUCCAUGGGAACAGGGUCGUCGGGAAUCCCAGCUGGGAUGAUCCUACUCUGGCCAUAGCUGUAGUGUCAAAUGCAUGGGUGUUCCUUUUCCUCUAUGCAAUCCCAGAAAUCUGCCUACUGACCCAGGAGGACCCAGAUCAGGAGCUGCCAGUCGAUGGAGAUCAUGUUUAUCCUGCCAGAAGCCUGGUUUAUGACAGCAUCCUGAAAGAGCCGGAGACACCCCACCAGAAUGUGUACAUGGAGAAUAAAGCCUUCACAAUGGACGAGCCUCCAGCAGUACCCACAAAACCAGUGUCUCCAUAUGGUGCUUAUAAUGGUCAGCUACGAAGUUGUUUGUACCAGCCUACUGAAAUUGCCAUGAUUGCCAAGGGUCUGACUAAGAUGGACAAAGGCACGAUGAUGCCUCGAGCCAGAGCCCCCUCUCUGAAUCGGGGAGGUGGAAGCUCUCUGCCAUGUUCAGCUGAUUCCUUGCCAUCUUAAGGACUGUCACAUGACGUCAGCGUGAAUCCAUGGCAGUGCACCUACACGCUCAGAAGUUACUGUUGGGAAAUGUACACUUUGUUCUCUCCUCAGGAUUCCUUGUAUCGGAUGUAUCUUACUUUCUCUUCCUUAGUAAAAGGCUUGAAGCAAUUACACUGUGAUUAAAUCCCCUUCAUUAGAGUGCUGCUGGAAUGAGUCCUUAAACCUGGAAAUGAAUUCUGUCGUCUUAAAGUCAAUGGUUACCUUUAAACAAAACGUGAAGGUAUUAGGUUUUGUUAGUCACAGUUCUUCUUUUCUGCAACAAUCCUAAAAACCAUUAACCAGGGCAAUGCUUACUUCUGGGAUAGCCUUAAAAUAAAAGUCAUUCCUGUAGCAAUAUGGAGUUUGCAGUUAUGUAACCCAGCUCCUCUCAGAUCUGUUUUUUUUGUCUGGAGGUUGUACCAGGAGCAUUCAGUUUUUUGUGUACCUUGUGCCUUAGAACUUCUCACUGUCAACCAAAACUUUGCACACUUGUAUCUUUACUCCAAAACACAAUCAAGAGAAAGAGUGGCAUGCAUGUUUCUGUACAGAGAAGCAAUGACUUUGCCUUCUAGCUGAAAGAGAUACCAAAACAUUCUGGCUACCUUUCCUUUACAUUUCUUUGAAGUCCAAAUCCCAAAGUGAAAUGUAUCUUUUGAUGACAACUGACAGAUUAAUGAUGGUUGGUUAAUGAUAAGCAAGGGUUGAGUGUAGAUAGUUUAUAGCCGAGGUAGGGUUUAUAAUGUUUCCAUUGUGUUUGCACUAUUAACUAAUGCUUCCCCCGUUUCAUAAAUCUGACUGGAAUGUGGUAAUCUGUUGCGAAACAUACUUUGUUUCAUUGUGAAAUUAAGUUGUGUAACGUAUCCUCUGAAAGCAGUUGGAUUUUGUAGUUGGAUUUAUAAAACUAUAAUUCUAUGUAAACUUAUUAAACCUGUUUAUGGUAACUUACGUACUUUGUAGCUGUUCCUUUCAUAAAAGAAUAAACAUUUACAAGGAGGUUGGAUAAUGUAAUAGGAAAUGGCAAAAGGAUCCCCAUGUACAGAAGUUAUUUGCAUGUGUUUGUUGAUAAGCUUUAACAGCUUUACCCAGGGCUCUGUGCAGGGAUUGGUUAUCACACUUUGAUGUUGGAGGUUAUGGGACUGGUAGUGUUAUUGUGGGGAUUAUACACUAACCAAACCGUAAAGACAAUAAUUCCAUGUGAGCAUUUCAAUUACAUUUGAUGGAGCAUUUUACAAAAACGACACUCUCCGAGAGCAGAAGUGGCGAAAGGAGCCUCUUUGUAUUGUUUGUGUAGGACUGCCUGCUGCAAAUAAACACACUGUGAGCAUCAACAAAUCGUCAAGGGACAAAUUAACAUGGACAACUGCUUUGACCUAACACACACACACACACACACACACACACACACACACACACACACACACACACACACACACACACUUUAAGAGCUCCAGAGUGAGCUGUGGCUGCCUAGCAGCAGCGGAGAAGGCUCUCUCCCAAUUACUCCCACCAUUCUGUUCUGUCAGCAGCCAUGAAACACUUGCUCAGGAAGGAAAUUGCUCACACACUGGAAAUCCGACGGUCAGAGAUGUACAACAGAACACAAACAGAUAUUACUAUGCAACGCCUCCCGUCUGCCCGCUACGAACCCCUACACACAGAUAUAGAACAGAUGCAAAGCGCUGCGAAAACAUGCAGUGAUGUCCACCUGAUGGUGAACUCUGCAAGAAACAUUUACCCAAAUGUAUCCAAACACCUUUCAGACAUUUGAUAGUGUUUCCUUUGCAUUUUCAACCUUUUACUACACUGACCUGGUUUACUCUAGAACCUUGUCCUACAGCUUUUCCAACUCAUCUCAUAGAAAGGGGCUACUGGUAAGCUGUACCUACAGGACGUUAAAUAAACCCACACAGAACUCUCGACUUAUUCCCGAGCAUUGACUUGAGCUAAAACCCAACAGCAUCUUUCUCUGACAGGCAGCAACUGGAAAGCACUUGAUAAUAUGAAAAGCUGUCGUGUGCACAUGGACACAGGUGAGCACAUGACCGAUGGUGUUUGAGCUCAGCUCAAGGGAGUCAGCACCACCAAUCAGUAACAGCUGCCCCCACUUAAUGCCUUUUCUUGUCACUGUGACAACCCUCUGUGGACAAACACAGACGGAGGAUAAAAAGCUGAUCAAACUGCAACGACUAUGAACCAACAGAGCACACAACAGGGCUUCAGUAAUAACAACCACAGCCAUCUGGUGAUACUAUUCUGUAGGUCACUAUCGCUCUUUUAGAUCUAGGACGCUUUGAAAGAUGAAGUUGUUAAACACACAUCUCACUAUACGCACAGCUAGUCCCAGAGUCCACUGUUUCAGACAAAGGCCUGUUCAUGGGGGGGGGGGGUGGGGGGGGUUAUCCCGUAAAUGUAAAUGGCUAUGCUAGGCUCUAAUAAUUGAUCGACAUUUACAACCCUUGGCGUUACAAAACCUUUCAUUAUGCAUGUUGGGUCAGCUCUCUAUUCAAACAACACCAGCUUUCUGCAGGAAGCCUGACAUCUAGUGGGACCACAGCAAGGUUUAUCUUUACCUGGGCAUUAUCCAAACUAUGUUAUGGUCCACCGACGC